ACUACGAAGGACCUCUCCCAUAAUGUCUGGCGCGUCGCACUUACGACCGUAUGCGUCACGGGCUUUCGAGUCCUGGACAUGCUCGGCAUGCUCACGUUCGCUUCCCCGGCUACCACGAGCGCGGAAUCCUGCAUUCUCGACACCGCGAAGAUGCCUGAAUACUGCGAAGGAGCCACGCCAGGGCGCCGUGCCGAGGAUGGACCAGAUGCAUGCGCGAUACAAGAUGAAGAAUAGGACAGUGGCGAACUAUGUCUUCAGCGUAAUAGUCGGUUUUGUAGCUAUAACCUAUGGCUCUGUGCCCAUGUACAAAAUGAUCUGCCAACAAACCGGCUGGGGCGGACAACCCAUAAAGUCCGCUGCCCAUGGCGGCGACUCCGGCGUCGACCCUGCCGAGCGUCUGAAGCCCGUCGAGAACCACCCUCGAAUCCGCAUAACGUUCAACGGCUCCGUGUCUGACGUGCUUCCGUGGAAGUUUGUGCCCCAGCAGCGCGAAGUGCGCGUUCUACCUGGCGAGACCGCGCUGGCCUUUUACACGGCGACCAACAAGUCCGACGAAGACAUCAUUGGCGUCGCCACAUACUCGGUAACACCUGGCCAGGUGGCGCCGUAUUUCAGCAAGAUCCAGUGCUUUUGCUUUGAGGAGCAGAGGCUGAAUGCGGGGGAGACGGUGGAUAUGCCGGUUUUCUUCUACAUUGACCCGGAAUUUGUCAUGGAUGGCAAUAUGAAGGGAAUCGAGACGGUUACGUUGAGUUAUACCUUUUUCAAGGCAAAGUAUGACAAGGACGGGCAUCUGCGGCCUGUGCCUAUGGGCUGAGCUUGGAUGGAGGCGGUUGGACUUGUAUACGUGUAUGUAUUAUUGAUAUACCAGAGCAUGGCUGCUGGCCAGAGACUCGCUUGAUGUUUCCCUCUCGCGGGUCGGCCAAUGCUGCAUCUCAAUUUCGCUCAACCACGUAUCCUACAAUGCCUAUCCCUACAGGCGCUUUAGAUUUUCCUGACGAUUGUAGAAUGAGAGGUGUCAAAGGUAUUGAGGCCUUGGAACCCACCCUUUACUCUUGGGGAAUUAUACAGGCUAGGACAAGCAUCUGUCGAGAACCGUACAAGUCUUACUUGUUGAAGACUGAUGGGCAAUUGAGCAAUAGGACCUAGUAGGAUGGAAAAUAAUUCAAUGAC
This is a messenger RNA of Cucurbitaria berberidis CBS 394.84, 1170 nucleotides long. RefSeq lists its product as uncharacterized. Gene Ontology annotation, cellular component: mitochondrial inner membrane. The transcript has 3 exons. The coding region runs from base 23 to 814 and encodes 263 amino acids. The record is from RefSeq and is a predicted model, not a curated record. Gene Ontology annotation, molecular function: copper ion binding. NCBI's taxonomy places the organism in Eukaryota, Fungi, Ascomycota, Dothideomycetes, Pleosporales, Cucurbitariaceae.